CGGGGGAAGUAGGGGAAGGGGUAGACCUAGGAAGAAUUGGAAGGAGGUGAUUAGGCAGGAUUUAGGACUUCUCACCCUGACUGAGGAUAUGGCUUUAGAUAGGAACCUUUGGCGGACUAGGAUUAAAGUAGCUGGUUGAGCCGGUGGUCUCUUGGAAACAGCCUCCCUACUUCCGAGUAGGGGCAAGGUCUGCGUACACACACCCUCCCCAGACCUUACUGUAGUGGGAUUCAACUGGGUUGUUGUUGUUGUAUAAAGACAAAGGGAGUAUUUUAUAUUUUUCUAUUAAAUCCUUUUAGAUGCAUUAAUUAUGUCGUUGCUCAUUUGAUUUUUUAUAUUUUUUAGAAACUUUUCAGACAAUUUUUUUAGAAAUGAAAAGAUUUACAAAAUUCAAUCCAAAAACUUUUUUUAUCAGUAUAGAAUAUAAUAAAGAGAGCGUGUGACAUGUUAUUGCUGGAAAAAAUGCAAAUUUAGAGUUAGCAUACAUAAUUAAAAAUCAAAAAUAGAAAUUUAUAAAUGAAUUAUGUACCACCGAACCAUGUCGCCUUCAUGGUCAAGUAUUCUUGUUAUUAGUGAAAUGAGUGCUCAUUAGACAACCGGCUUGCGACCUCUACCCCAUACCCGGUCGCACCAAUUCGUAACUAGGAUUAAGCCAUUCCAUUUUAUUUGACAGUGACAUAACACUUUCAGAGUAUGCGUUCAAGUAACUCUGUAGUGAAAACACCUAUAAAAUGAGAUCAUUAAUUGUGAUGCUACACUAAUGGCAUACGGCGUAAGCGUAGACACAAGACAUGUGUAAUGUGGCCCAUUUUUGCAACUACAUAUUUGUUGUCCCAGAUGCACGAUAAUCCCAUCUUCUCUACUAGCAGCUCCAACACUACCCUCAACAAUAACUUAGUAAAUCCCAUGUAGUGAAUGAUAUGGGAUAACACAAUAAUACAAACCGUAGUUUUAAAAAUCGGACCGGACCAGCUGCUUUGGACCGUGAACCGGCAAACUGGUGGUCCAACCGGUCCGGUCUGGCCCUUUGGACCGUUACAUGCAUUGAACCGGUGUGAACCGGUCCGAAAUAAUGCGAACUGGCCGGUUGAACCGGUCCGGCCAAUUUUUUUUUGUUGUUGCAAAUUUCUGCAUUUCCCCCCAAAAACAUACACCGCGGGGGUUUGAACUCAAGAUCUUUUAGACAUUUAUAGUUAAGUUCCUACCAUCUAAGCUAUGAUGAUUUUUGUUACAAAUAAAGGAAAUAUUAUUUCAUUAAAUAUUAUUUUUUAUGCAUGUGUGUGUGUAUAUAUAUAUAAUUUUCAAAUAUGCGUGAACCACUGGUUCGAUCACUUGAACCACCGGUUUGUCCAGUAUGAACCAGUACCUUGACCGGUUCGGUCCCCGGUCCGGUUCUAAAAACUAUGAUACAAACAAUUAUCUUCCAUGCAUCUGGCCUCAUCCCAAAUACAUUAUGGGAAAUUAAAUCCGUUUGUCUGCCUUUUCGUGAAAAUUUUACUAAUCACUCAUAGGCUUUCUUCAAGAUAACAUUUAUCGGAAGAGACCUAUGCCCUUCGCCAUGUGAUUGAAGUUUUUGGUAUGAUUAUUGGUCAUGAUUCCAUACUAGACCCUUAUCAUCAUAACUUAGUGCCACUUUUUUAAUGGUAAAGCCAUCGAUCAAUCAUAUGCCCAUGCCCGGUGUGACUAAAUUUGUUGCAAUGUAUGAUGAAAUUUAUAGAUAUUGGGGGUACUGGCUGCAUGUACAUCAAUGCCUUCAGCUUCUUGUUGUUGAAUUUCUUCUAAAAAUUACUUCUAAGGUGCCGGAGGAAAAAAAUCUAGGUGACACGUUGUUACGUGGGAUUUUUAGUGUUAGGUGAGAGAUGAGUUGGCUGCAAGAUACUUUUAGUGUCAGGUUGGAGAAGAGUUGGGUGGAAUAUAAUUCAUUAUGUCAGGUAGAAGUUGAUUGGUGCAUGAUUUUUUUUUAUGUUAGGUGGGAGAUGAGUAAGUGAAGGAUAAUUUAUCAAGUUAGAAAAAUAAAUCAAAAUAUUUAUUAGACAAUCUCAUAGGAAAAAAUAAACUUCACAAGCAUGUAGUUUAAGACACAACUAAUAAAUUUUAAAAACUUUAAAAAACACAAAUAAGUCAAUCUAAAAACAAUGAAGUACAUAAACAAAAAAAAGCUACGAGUUAGAGUCAUUCUCGUGAGACCAUCCUUGAACUACGCAGUGGCUCCCUGUAUCGUUUUGCCUACCCCAUAUCUGUUCGUGUGGUUGUCGACGUACCAUUUUUGCCGACUGCAAAUGAGAACCCCACGUCUCGCCCUCCUGAGUCAACUGCAAAAUGAAAUCCCCAAAUAUAUUUUUUUGAAGCGAAAGUGGUGUUGUUGGAAAUCCCAUGUGAAGCAAAUAUUUUUCCGCACAAAUGGGCGGCAGAUCAUGUGAAGAGGAUGCCCAAUCCAUGAAUGGUGGAUAUAGGAAAGCUAGUGAAAAGAAUGAUGUGGCUUCCUCGUCUCAAGCUGGUGUAUGCAGGUGGAACUCUAGGCUAGGGUCGACAAUGUAUGCGUCCACCUCAUCCUCUAUCUUCUUGUUUUGUCGUUGCCUUUGGGGGGGUCUUCCAUGCACAGGCACAUCCCAGCCUCUAUCAGGAUGCCUAUGUAUGUACUUCCCCAAGAUCGUAAGUUGGAAUCUUGCCCGGGUGACAAAAAAUUAAAAAACUAAUUUCUACAGCUACGAUAUGGAUCAAAUUUAUAGAUAAAAGGUAUAAAUUGAGGAGUAAAAUAGGUAGAAUAAAGGUGUAAAUUGAGAUUUUUAGUAAGAAAUUACCUUAAACGUUAGAACAUGUAUCGUUAUAUGCGACACACGAUGAUGGACGGUGGCAGAUGGUGACCUACAACGUUGGGCUGACAGACAGAAUCCUUCUUCUUUCAUUUCCUCGUGGUGGCGUGCAACUUUAGAGUGGUUUUUUGGUUGAUUGAAGGCAAAUAUAUUAUAUUAGAAUGUGAGCUUAAAGUUUUCCAACAUUAACAAUACACUUUGUGUUGUUUUAAAUUAAUCCAACAUGUGUCAACGACUGGGAAAAUUCUACGUUUCCUAGUUAACUAUUUAUUGUUUUAACGGUACACUGUGUACCAUUCAAGAUUAAAAAUCGUCAUCCAACAAGGCAACACAUGUCAAAAUCCUGUGUUUAUUAGGUUAACGAUGUGUUAACCACGUGUACCAUUACCCAAAUCCCACAUUAGUAUGAUAUUAUUUGCUUUGGAUUAAACCCUCACAGAUUUAUUUUUGGGUACCUUCCAAAACGCCCCAUACUAAUGGGAUUGGAUAAACAUAUUUAUUUAGACAAUUCUUCUUCUCCUCUUCCGAUGGGAUGGAAUUUGUACCUUAACAAUCCUUCCCUCAAAUUGAGACCACACAAUCUCGUGACCUCCCCUUUAACAAUUAUCAAUUUGAUCUGCACACCAUCUUGCACCACCGCUCUAACGUCAUGGGACACGCUCCCUGACCUCCUGUUUGGAAAGACUUUCAACACAAGGUAUACCGCAGACCACCAACCUGUUGUGGUCACUACACUUGAUCUAUUAAAUCACAUUUUAUCAUUGUAAACACCAACGAGACACCCCCCUUGCCAAGAAGACUUUUGGUAUAAGGCACUACAUGCAGAUAUCUAGUCCUUGUUGUCACACCAGACACAUUGAGAAUUUCACACAACGGAGUCCGUUUCUCCUCCGCUUGCACGAAUCUGGGCUCUGAUACUACAUUUUAAAACCACACGUGAUCUCACCCCAACCCCGCAUUGGUAUGAUAUUGUCCACUUUGGGGUAAGCCCUGACGGAUUUAUUUUUAAGCACCUCCAUAAAGGCUUCAUAGUCAUGGGGUUAAAUAACAUAUUUAUUUAGAUCAUUCUUCUUCUUCACUUCCGAUGUGAGGUGAAGUUUGUAACUCAACAACGGUAUUGUGGGUAUGAUUCACGUCUGAUCUCUUCUUAUCAGUGGUCAAAACACCUUUUAUGUUUGUUUCACCGAACGAGAAUUAAUUCGCUAGGCUUUUGGUCUCUAAGAACAUCCUCUCAAACAACAUCUAUACUUUUAAUAGUGAUAUCUCAAAGCCUGCUUUCAAACCCUAUUGUUAUACUUUCUAAACACUAAGGGCUGCCUUUCUCACAUGCAAGCCUAGUGAGCAUGCAUGUCACACCAGCUUAUUACUUAUCUUUCUCACAAACAUCUUUUAUCCUCAACAAUUUCAUAUCCAUCAUUCCUACACACACCUUAUUAAUU
Molecule: messenger RNA, 4252 nt
Organism: Cuscuta campestris
Lineage: Eukaryota; Viridiplantae; Streptophyta; Magnoliopsida; Solanales; Convolvulaceae
Source: the annotation of a GenBank genome assembly